UCCAGGUUCUCUAGGCGUGGUUAGAAGAUUAUUAAAUCCAUGUCCCCAAAAAAAGCUUUUUUAUUAUUAUUAUCAUCGUUUAUGUUUGCCUGGAGUCGUAGAGCACUGGGCAAGACUAUUUUAGUUACAGAUUAGACAAAGGUAAAAACAAAACUGAUGGACUACUGCUUUGGAUGGAGACAGAUUUUUACGAUUAUUAUUAUUAUUAUAUCCGUGACAUCCGUCGUAUAUUACUAUCAUUUUAUUAGCAUGGAUGAUUGAAACCUGACGUUGUUUGCUCUGUCAGCUGUUCCUAGACGACAGCGAGAGGAACAUCGCCAUGAGGAAAGCGCUCGGCCUCCGCACCGCCCUGGUACGUAACACAACCAUCCUCACCGUUCUGUUCUCCAACACGUUUCUGCCGUGCUCAAAAGUACGUGUGGUAGUUGUUGGAUCGUCAGGUGGUUGGCACACACCACAUCGCACGAUAGUUAUGGAGUACUAGACUUUGCUACCCACCAUCGGAUGGUGACGGUGAUGGAUUCCCCCCUCGCAGUCCCUAUCAUGUAGACGCCAUGGAGAUUGGGCUGUCCUCCAUAAUUCAGACUGAUCUUAUUUGCUCAUACGCGCUUAUAGUGGCCGUCCAUCAUUAAUCAUUAAUCUAGAUGAUGAUUGGCGCUCUACAAGGCCGGGUUCCCAUAGUAGGAGCAGUUUUUAGCGCGGCCUCGUGUUCCAUACCGAGUCGUAUCACAGGUAUGGAGGUGAUGAUCACUUUUGUUUGGCAAAACGAAUGGUAAGUACAAUUUAAGCCAUUUUCGUUGAUUGUAGUUGACUUGUUGUAAUUUCUGGUUAUGGUUGUGGUGCUCAUGGAAGGUGAGGACUCUACAUAUCUUAUAUUGUUUCAUUGGUUGAGUGCAAUACAUGUAUUCUUAAUCUGGCGUGAUGUUACUUGUUUUGUAGAUACACAAUGUUUGCUAACAUCAUCGACUCGAGCCAGGUGAGGGUUCAACAUGGAAGUUCAUCGAGGUCUGCUGCUCGUAGCUCCCUUCGCUCCACUCAAGAUCCAGCAGAAGUGGAGCAACUGCGAGAAGAACUUAGGCGACAUCAGGAUUACUUGAAGCAACAAGCUGCGCAACAUGAAUAUUAUGCUACACAGAUUCAGCAACAUCAAACACUCAUACAACAACUAGCACAGGCCCAAGGGAUACACGUCCCGGUGCCCCCCACCUCCCGUUCAUUAUACUUAGCCUUCACCUCCACCUAUACCUACAUCUCCAUCUACCGAACAUCAGACCCCUCCAGCUACCUUGCCGAUGCAUGAACAAGAGGACGAGUUAUACUUUGUCAAAACCCUCUUCAAUAGUGGAGAUAUCGACCAUCACUCUUCACUGUAACCCGAUGGUGAUCGGCGACCGUGAGCUUCCAUGUUAUUGCGUUCUGAUACUUGAGACUUUUAUUAUAACUAUGCAUGAGAUAUUGUCUCUUA
This is a messenger RNA of Zea mays, 1465 nucleotides long. RefSeq lists its product as uncharacterized. Lineage: Eukaryota; Viridiplantae; Streptophyta; Magnoliopsida; Poales; Poaceae. The record is from RefSeq and is a predicted model, not a curated record. The coding region runs from base 947 to 1300 and encodes 117 amino acids. The transcript is spliced from 3 exons.